This is a messenger RNA of Sorex fumeus (smoky shrew), 3090 nucleotides long. It is a transcript of the gene RASGEF1B, whose product is annotated as RasGEF domain family member 1B. The coding region runs from base 60 to 1547 and encodes 495 amino acids. Gene Ontology annotation, cellular component: plasma membrane. Lineage: Eukaryota; Metazoa; Chordata; Mammalia; Eulipotyphla; Soricidae. Gene Ontology annotation, molecular function: guanyl-nucleotide exchange factor activity. The record is from RefSeq and is a predicted model, not a curated record. The transcript has 15 exons. Gene Ontology annotation, biological process: positive regulation of GTPase activity; Ras protein signal transduction.
CACUGGCCAGUGAGAAAUCCUUAUCUGACUGUAAAAAGGAACAGCAAUGGAAGCCUCCGAUGUACAGUAGCCUGGCACCGGUCUGCUCGACGGGACCACUGACUGAGAAACCGGUUGGCAAAGAGAGCAUGCCUCAGACUCCCCCCUUUUCGGCAAUGUUCGACAGCAGUGGAUACAACCGGAACCUCUAUCAGUCCUCGGAGGACAGCUGUGGAGGGUUGUACUACCAAGACAACAACCUCCUGUCCGGGUCCCUGGAAGCACUUAUCCAGCACUUGGUACCGAACGUGGAUUAUUACCCAGAUAGAACGUACAUAUUUACCUUCCUGCUCAGUUCUCGGCUGUUCAUGCAUCCGUAUGAACUCAUGGCCAAAGUCUGCCACUUAUGUGUGGAGCACCAGCGGCUGAGUGACUCGGAUGGUGAGAAGAACCAGAUCAGAAAAAUUGCACCCAAGAUCCUCCAACUCCUGACAGAAUGGACAGAAACAUUUCCUUAUGAUUUUCGGGAUGAGAGGAUGAUGAGGAACUUAAAAGAUCUGGCUCACCGGAUAACCAGCGGGGAGGAGACCUACAGGAAGAACGUCCAGCAGAUGAUCCAGUGUCUGAUCCGCAAACUUGCAGCCCUCAGCCAGUACGAGGAAGUCCUGGCCAAAAUCAGCUCCACAGCCACGGACAGGCUCACAGUCCUGAAGACCAAACCACAGUCCAUCCAAAGGGACAUCAUCACUGUCUGCAGUGAUCCUUACACGUUGGCGCAGCAGCUGACUCAUAUCGAGCUGGAGAGGCUCAACUAUAUCGGGCCAGAAGAAUUUGUUCAAGCCUUUGUGCAGAAGGACCCUUUGGACAAUGACAAGAGUUGCUACAGCGACCGGAAGAAAACGCGGAACUUAGAGGCGUAUGUGGAAUGGUUCAAUCGCCUCAGCUACUUGGUGGCUACAGAAAUCUGCAUGCCUGUAAAGAAGAAGCACCGAGCAAGAAUGAUUGAGUAUUUCAUUGACGUAGCGCGGGAGUGUUUCAACAUUGGCAACUUUAAUUCCUUGAUGGCAAUAAUUUCUGGUAUGAAUAUGAGCCCGGUCUCUCGACUAAAGAAAACCUGGGCCAAGGUGAAGACUGCGAAGUUUGAUGUGCUGGAGCAUCAAAUGGACCCUUCAAGCAACUUCUACAAUUAUCGAACAGCUCUGCGUGGGGCUGCACAACGGUCACUGACUGCUCACAGUAGCAGGGAGAAGAUUGUGAUUCCAUUCUUCAGUCUUUUAAUCAAAGAUAUUUAUUUCCUCAAUGAGGGCUGUGCCAACCGCCUUCCAAAUGGACAUGUCAACUUUGAGAAAUUCUGGGAACUGGCUAAACAAGUGAGUGAAUUCAUGACUUGGAAACAAGUGGAGUGCCCGUUUGAGAGGGACCGGAAGAUCCUGCAGUACCUACUCACGAUGCCUGUGUUCAGUGAAGACGCUCUCUACUUGGCUUCCUACGAGAGUGAAGGGCCUGAAAAUCAUAUAGAGAAAGACAGAUGGAAGUCCUUAAGGUCCACCCUGCUAGGCCGAGUUUAACAGAGGGGACACGGAUUGCUGCACCCCAGGACCUUGGAGGGGCUCGUCUUUGUUUUCUGGCUUCUUUAGAAAAUCCUGGUGUCCCUGCAAGCAAACCUCACUCAAGAGCAGCUGGGAAACUGAUUUCCCACAGCUGACAGCUUGACUCUGACUUUGUGAGACUGCUUCAGUGUUCACUGAAGACCCUUGAGGAAGAAUCCUCAGGCGUUCCCAGCUCCCAGCUCGGCUCAUGAUUCAUCUCCUGGAAUUUCCAUGUGAAUCACAGCUCUGCACCUGGAUGGAGCUUUUUUGUGCGCGCGCAGGCGUGUGUGUGUGUGUGUGUGUGUGUGUGUGUGUGUGUGUGUGUGUGUGCACACUCACACCCGUGUUUUUUGGGAUUUUUGUUUGUUUGUUUGUUUGGGUUUUGUUUCUUUUUUUAUAUAUAUAUAUAUAUUUGGUUGAACAUUUGCUGCUAACGGGACUUGUCCAGCUGAGUGCCGGCCCUGAGGAAGCCCAUAUUUCUUUGUUAACUGAGAAAGGGAGAGGGCAGAAGGGGAAACCACGCACUUAGAUCCUCAGCUCAGCUCCGUCCUCUUGCUGGAAGGCUCGAUCCGGUGUGUGCGGGCUCAGGCUGUCCUCCGUGUGUGCUGUGUCGUGAAUCUCGCUCCCUCUUCAGACAAGGUUUUGAGUUGGCUGCUGGCUAGCAAACUCCUUUUUACCCACAUAAGUUAUUUAAUAUAAUGAUGAAGCUCAACACUGUGGUAGGAAAAUAGCCACUAGUAAAAAAAAAAAAAAGAAAGAAACUAAAUAAAAGAAGCAGCGGAGUCUGACGGGGGACCGUUUAACGUUCUAGAAGGACUUGGUUCUCCUGUGCCCUUCUGAGCUGUUUACAACUGACCACUGUGUUCCACAGAUGUAUUUUUCAGUAAUAUAUUUUUUUUUCUUUUUUGCUACUUAGGUUUCCCUAGCGCCUUUUUUGCCCCCCUCCCCCCUUGUAAAUUGAAGUGAUCUGACUUUAAGAGUCUUGGAAAAAAACCCACAGCCUAAUUACAACUUAAUUUUUUUAACAGACUGCUAUUUUUUAUUAGUUACAUUUUAGAGUCUGUUGGUGACUAAACUUGUUGAACAAAGAGUAAACUGGAGAAGGUACCACGUUCCACUCUCCCCCACCCCACGGCAGCAGUGAAAAAAGCAGUGAACAUAAGACCUCUUGCUGUAAACAUAAAGGUCAACCUAAUUGUGAAAUAGUUUACCUUGUUAAACAUCUCAAUAAGUCUGUAGUUGCUCUGCAAAUGGCCAUUUAUAUUUAUUUACUCUAAUAGGAACUAUAGAGUAGUAAACUGUGCUAAUGAAAAAAAAAAUGAAACAUGCAACAAAACCUCCUGUUCAAGACGGAGAUGUGUUUGAAAACUCUCUGACAUGGUUUCACAACACAGAGCACGUCUGUUUACUGCACGCCACCUUCAGUGGACCUAAAAUGUCUACCAGUUGUCCCUUUACAACCAUCAAUAUAUUUUACACUCUGCAGCCAGGAGUUGUGGUGUCUUUCUUUAAAUGUAUUUUU